CUCGACACCAAUUCACAUCGGGAUCGAAAUUCAAAACUCAGCUGUGUCUGAAGGCCGAAAAUGUUUUUAAUCUGGUGUUGAAAAUUGUUGUGAUGUAAAGGCAAGGAAGCCCGUUUUUCAUCCACUGGGAACAAAUUUUUCAAGAUACUGGACGAUAUCAAAACGUUAACAACAUGAAAUACAAUGAUGAUAUAUCUUAGCAAUCAUUGAUGUGCUUGAGAAAACCUCUAUGCUACUACAAAGCAGAGAAUGGCAGAAACGACAAAUGUUGAGACAAAGAGUUUUGACACUGAAGUUUUUAUGGAACACAAUGAUAAUGAGUUGACUUUCCUUGAUAUACCAUGGGAAGAUGUGGUCUUCAAGUACAUCAUGCCCUGCCUCCCUCUCCAAACAAAGUUUCAGAUGAGGAGAGUUUCCAAGCAGUGGCUGGAGAUGGUCACCCUGUAUUUUAGCGUCAACAAGACAGUGAAUACUUGUCGUAUAGCUAACAAAAUGACAGUAGGAGCUCUGUCCAUUAUGACAAGAAAUAACUCAAGUCUUCAAGAUCUUGUAUUGCGCAACUCUAAAGAUUGGCUCACUGAUCCUGUAUUAAUGCCAGUUUUAAAACAAAAUCCCAAGCUUCAACGACUGGAUAUUUCCAACUGCUCCUUUGUAACUAACAGUUCUCUCCAAGUGUUAGGAGUGAACUGUCAGAAUGUGAGAGUGGUCUCCCUUAGUGAGUGUCACUGGGUCAGUGUGGAUGGGUUGACCGUGUUAGCUAUGCAGUGUGUCAACUUAGAAAGCCUCGAUCUCACGGGAUGUUGGGGAGUCAAUGACGAAGCAAUUACACUACUUGCUGUACGUUGUAAAAAGUUGCAGUAUUUAUCAAUGGCCAAAAUCUAUGGACUCACAGAUUAUGCAAUGGCAAUUCUGGCCCGGGAGGCCAUUUCAUUACGUCACCUUAAUAUUCGGGGAUGCUGGAGACUCUCAGACGAUUCUAUUGGGAUUCUAGCAGAAUAUGCAAAAAAUCUGAAAGCUUUAGAGGCGCGUGAAUGUAGAGAUAUUACUGAGAACAGUCUAUAUAAGCUGCGAAAUAGAGGAGUGAAAAUUGACGUGCGACCACCACAACCUCCCAGAGGAUUGGCAGGGCUGCGGCACAGAAGACCAUGUCUCAACAUCCAGAUAUAAAAUUGUUUGUUAUUAAAUCCCCCGCUUGAAAAGCGGAAGAGUAUAUAGUAAACGGGAUGUCUGUCUGUCCAUCCAUCCGUUACGCUUUGGGGUACCAAUCUCUUAUCUGAAACUCUUCUCAUACCACAUAAUAAAAUUUGAUGAGACUUUCACAGAAUCGUUAUUAAAUAUUGCCAUUGUGCACCUCCUAUUUUUUUACAUUUUGAUCCGGCACAUAAUUUGGGCAUCCCAUAGCAAAACACAGACACUGCCAUUACAUUAAUAUGGGGGGUGGGGGGUAUCAUGAUUAUCAUCUAGUGAGCUCAUUGCUCACAGUACCUCUAGUUAUAGUUUAUACAUUUUUCAAAUAACAUGUGAAAGCUAGUAUCAACUUUUGUAUUUUGGGGUACAUGUAUUGCAUACCCAAGGUGUACACAAGAAGGAAGUGACCUCAUUAAAAGCUGGCAGUACCUUUGUUUGGUAAAUAAAGUUGUGAACACAACUUCUGUACUGAUCAGUCUUAGAGUACCAACUAGCACUAUUGAUAUGCCACAAAAGUUUGUGUGCCUAACUCUGCGGUUAACAACGAGAAAUGCAAACCUUGUAAUGAAUAUCAGUGCAUCUAUCUUAAACAUAGGUAAUGAUUUAAUGCAAGGAAGAUUAUUUCUACUUUCUGAAUCUGUAUCAUGCUAUUCAUAAUUGAAUAUUGAUUUUGCUUCCUAUUAGGUUGAGAAAUUUAUUUCAUUAUUUGUUAAAAACAUAAUGUUGACAUCAUUGUAUUAUGCACAAGAGGGUAUCAUAGCCCCAGGUCUCAACAGUGAACAUAAUUAUUGUUGAAUUGUUGUACUUUUUUUAUCUGUCUAUGACAAUUGUUAUGCAUUUAAGAAAUGAGAAAAUUACAAGCAAUUGAUGUAAUAUUUUGUGAAAAUUUAUCAUUUGAUGUUUUUAUUUUGAAUAAAAAAUGUUUACUUUAUGGAA
Molecule: messenger RNA, 2124 nt
Organism: Saccostrea cuccullata (small rock oyster)
Lineage: Eukaryota; Metazoa; Mollusca; Bivalvia; Ostreida; Ostreidae
Product: F-box/LRR-repeat protein 15-like
Exons: 5
Coding region: 250-1167 (305 amino acids)
Cellular component (GO): cytoplasm
Molecular function (GO): protein binding
Source: RefSeq, a predicted model, not a curated record